AUGUCUCCCAUUCUACCAGCUCCUCCGGGUAACAAAGAUUUUCAUUGGGAUGACGCCUUUGAAAUUGCCUUCAAACAACUUAAGGAGUACCUAACCAAUCAGCCGGUACUUGUCAAGCCUGAAGAGGGAGAGAUAUUGUACCUCUACGUCUCCGUUUCCAGUUCGGCAGUAAGCGGGGUGCUAGUUUGGGACGAUCGCGGCGAUCAGCGACCAAUCUUUUAUAGUAGCAAGGCCCUUAACGAUGCAGAAACGCGCUACCCAACAUUGGAAAAACUGGCUCUCGCCUUAAUUGUUGCCGCUUGA
Camelina sativa (false flax) is the source of this 303-nucleotide messenger RNA. The record is from RefSeq and is a predicted model, not a curated record. NCBI's taxonomy places the organism in Eukaryota, Viridiplantae, Streptophyta, Magnoliopsida, Brassicales, Brassicaceae.